UGAAACUGGGUGGCUAUCAGUCAUUGUCAGUUUGUCAGAAAGUUGUAAGUAAGUAGUGUUUGUCUCAUUUGACGAGAAGCGUGCGAGUAAUCGCAAAAUAUCCUAACAUAUAGCGGUCAUCGACGUACGCUGAGUUCUGUAGAACGUGUUUAUAACUUUUCGGAAGAUCAUGGAGAACACAUACGGCAUCAGUGUAGACAAUCGGUAUGAAUUAUUCUACAUUGACGAUGAGGCGACCGAUCCGUUGGAGGCGUUGGUGGUUAAGAAGAAGACACCCAAGGAGAAAGUGAAAGAGCGCAAAGGAACGGCUGAGAAGGAAAAUAAAAGCGCCACCAUCAAUAAGCAAGAACGACGCGCAAAAGUGGCGCCACCGAUACCAACGCACCCCAAGGAAGCGCACGUGGUACGCAUAAACAAAUGCCCAUCACCGGAUGUAGUGGAAAAGAAGAAUCGUAGGAAUCGUGAGGUGGAACGUCUAGAAGAAAAGCCGCGUCGGCGUCGCUUUGAGACACGCCAGAAACGCGAGUUUGAUCGUCAGAGCGGCAGCGAUAAAACCGGCGUAAAAUCCGUGGAUAAGCGCGAAGGCGCAGGCGCGCAUAAUUGGGGUUCACACAAGGAAGUAAUCGACGAGAUCGUACCUAAGCCGGCUCUUCCAGAUUGGAGCGAAAACGAGACGCGACCUCAGGAAAGUCAGGAGGUUGACGAUUCAGCCAACCAGACAUCUGGACAAGAAGAGGAAACCAAAGAGCUGACAUUAGAUGAGUAUAAAGCAUUACGUGCUGGCAAAUCAAAGCCACCGCAAUACAAUUUGCGGAAAGCAGGUGAAGGCGAAGACAUCAGUCAGUGGCAAGAAAUGGUGGCACUGGAAGCAAAGCGGCGAGUCGGCGAUGACGACGCUGAAGGUGAUGCAGCAAGCUAUCAACAGAGAGCAACGCGACAGAAGCACAUUCUCGACAUUGAAUUCCACUUCAAUGACAGUCGCCGCGCUGGACAAUUGGGUCGUGGCAUGCGUGGACGCACUCGUCCAUCCACCAACCGUCAAAUAACACGCAAUCGCCGCAGUGAUGGGGAAGAACGCGAGCGUUUGCAGCGGUCUGAUCAACCUCGCCUAAGGGACGAAGGUUUGCAUGCGGCUCCGAAGGUGGACGAUGAAAAGGACUUUCCGUCCCUGGGAUUAUUGAAUACAUCUUUAGUGCGUCACUCUCCCAAAGUAGUGCCCAUGUUCGGCAAGGACGACACAAAGUGAAGAUACGAACUCAUUAAAUACGGUUUGCGUUAAGUGAGGGGUCUUACUGCCGAUGUAAGGCAACUGUGCAGAAAAUCACAUAGAAAAUAAAAGUAGAAUGUAAGAGUUUAAUGCAUGGUUGAAACGAAAAAUAUAAAAUAAAGCGUGUAACAAAA
Molecule: messenger RNA, 1401 nt
Organism: Phlebotomus argentipes
Lineage: Eukaryota; Metazoa; Arthropoda; Insecta; Diptera; Psychodidae
Product: SERPINE1 mRNA-binding protein 1-like
Exons: 3
Coding region: 170-1246 (358 amino acids)
Cellular component (GO): nucleus; cytoplasm
Molecular function (GO): RNA binding
Source: RefSeq, a predicted model, not a curated record